UCCUGACCUGCUCAAUUUUCAUCUUAAUUACAGAAACAUGAAAGCAUACAGGAAAUCCUGCAUGACCUUAUGAAUACCUGUGCUAAUUGAGUCCCUGGCUCGGUACUGGGAGCACAGCAAGAUAAUAACACAGAGUUUUGUCUGGGAAAUACAAAUCUGACAAUGGAGUGGAAAGGGAAAUGCUCCAAAUUUCAGAUAUCCACAUUUCUAGAAAGCAGAAAUGACCAUGACUGCCAACAAGAACAGCAGUGUCAACAGCAGAGCUGGAGGGAGUAAAGUGCCUCAGGACACUCUGGAUAGGUGCCAGUCAGCCACUCUGCCACCCUUGUUGUCCCCACAGAGAAGCCCUGCCUACCCCCUCAGCGACAGCGAGGACUCUUCUCGCUCUACCGGGCUCUCCAAAGUCUCCGGCUCCCGGCUGUGCCUGCAGGACCGGAGCAGCCGCGCGUCCCCGCUGCGCAGCAGCUCCACGAGCCCUUCGGACACCGACUGCCCGAGCCACCCCCUCAAAGCCAUCAGCGUGGGUGCUCUGGACAAAAGGCUCUCCGUGUUCAGGGCUGACCAAAAGGAGAGGCCACAUGAGGCUCAGGAUGGGGAGGCGAUAGGGAGCCAUCCACUCGCCCGCAGCACUCUGUCCUUGGGCACUGCCAGCAAAUUGAGGACCCUGUCCACCAGCAGGGUGAGCGUCCGCUCGCAGGCGCUGGACAUCAGGCAGAAGAUCUCAGAAUGGGAAUGUCGCCGGGAGCUGUCCCCCAGGACCAGCGUGUGCAUGGACAAGAGGGAUGCUGGGGAGAGGUCGGGCAGUGAGAGCUGCCCCAGCGUGCUCACCUCUCCCUGCAGCGACAAGACCUUUGAUUUCAAAGGGCUCAGAAGGAUGAGCCGAACAUUUUCCGAGUGCUCUUACCCAGAAACAGAGGAGGAGGAACUGCUGGACAGGGAUUCCUGCCAUCGGUUUGAAAAGAGACCGGGCAGGAGCGAACCUCCUUCUUCCACUUUCCUUAAGAGCCACGUGAGGAAAGAGUCCUCUGCUGUGCUCAACAGAAUCCAGAAGAUCGAGCAGGCACUGAAGGAGCAGUCGGGCAGAGGCCUCCCCCAGCUACCGAGUAGCUGCUACAGUGUUGAUAAAGGGAGGAAAAAGUCUGGAACUCUGAGUACUGUGGAGGGACUGAGCGAAACCCUGAGCGAUAGCAAAGGAGGGAGUGUUAUUUUGGGGAGCGAACCAGAAACACCUCCCGAUGCUGAGAAAAGCAGUAAAACAAAACAGGGGCUCGCUGCAAACUCAGCUGGCCCCAAAGCGCUCCUGGAAAGCGCGGCCAGCAGCGCCGUGAAUCCCGUCCCCAAACCCAAACGCACCUUUGAGUACGAGGCGGACAAAUCCCACAAAAGCAAAGCCAGCAAUGGCUUACCUCCAUCUCCCACCCCUGCUGCUCCUCCUCCCCUCCCGUCCACUCCUGCACCCCCCGUCACCAGGAGGCAGAAGAAAGAGUCGCGCUUCCACAGAAAAUCCCAGAAUAGAAAAUCCUUCGAGUUUGAGGAUGCCUCAAGCCUGCAAUCCCUCUACCCUCCCUCCCCGACUGAAAAUGGAACUGAGAGCCAGCAUAAAUUUGGAUCCAAGAGCACUUUAGAAGAAAAUGCCUAUGAAGACAUUGUAGGCGAGUCACCCAAGGAAAACCCGUACGAGGAUGUGGAGCUGAAAGGGCGACACGCGGGGCGAAAAUCGCACCAGCUGUCCGAGAAUUCCCUCGACUCCCUGCACAGGAUGUGGACGCCGCAGAGCAGGAAAUACCCGGCACCUGCGCAGCUGCCCUCCAAGGCCAGCAGCCACUCCCUGCGCGUCGGCAACUGGUCAGAGAGGAAAAGCCACCGCCUGCCACGGCUGCCCAAGAGGCACAGCCACGAUGACAUGCUGCUGCUGGCUCAGCUGGGCAUCCCCUCGUCCCCCUCCAGCCUCAACGAGGACAGCCUGAGCACUGCCAGCGAGCUGCUGUCCACACGGCGAGCCAGGAGGAUCCCAAAGCUUGUCCAAAGAAUCAAUUCCAUCUACAGUGCAAAAAGAGGGAAAAAACGACUGAAGAAACUUUCUAUGUCCAAUAUUGAGACAGCAUCCCUACGAGAUGAGAACAGCGAGAGUGAGAGUGACUCAGAUGACAGGUUUAAAGCUCAUACCCAGCGCCUUGUACACAUCCAGUCAAUGCUGAAGAGGGCUCCAAGCUAUCGAACCCUGGAACUGGAGCUCAUUGAGUGGCAGGAACGGGAGUUAUUUGAGUAUUUUGUGGUAGUGUCCCUGAAAAAGAAGCCCUCUAAAAACACUUACCUCCCAGAAGUGACAUACCAGUUUCCCAAGCUGGAGAGACCAACCAAGCAGAUGAGGGAGGCAGAGGAGCGCCUCAAGGCUAUCCCACAGUUCUGCUUCCCUGAUGCCAAGGACUGGCUCCCCGUGUCUGAGUACAACAGUGAGACCUUCUCUUUCAUGCUGACGGGGGAGGAUGGGAGCCGGCGGUUCGGGUACUGCAGGAGGCUCUUGCCCAAUGGGAAAGGCCCACGCCUACCUGAAGUUUACUGUGUCAUCAGCCGCCUGGGGUGCUUUGACUUAUUUUCCAAGAUCCUGGAUGAGGUUGAAAGGAGAAGGGGAAUAUCUGCUGCCCUGGUUUAUCCAUUUAUGAGAAGUCUGAUGGAAUCUCCUUUUCCUGCACCUGGAAAGACAAUCAAAGUCAAAACCUUCCUGCCUGGAGCUGGAAAUGAGGUCAUCGAGCUGCGGAGGCCCAUGGACUCCCGCCUGGAGCACGUGGACUUCGAGUGCCUGUUCGGGUGCCUGAGCGUGCGGCAGAUCAUCCGCAUCUUCGCCUCCCUGCUGCUCGAGCGCCGCGUCAUCUUCGUGGCAGACAAGCUCAGCACCCUGUCGAGCUGCUCCCACGCUGUAGUGGCCCUGCUGUACCCCUUCUCCUGGCAGCACACCUUCAUUCCUGUCCUGCCCUCAUCCAUGAUUGACAUCGUGUGCUGCCCUACCCCCUUCCUGGUGGGACUGCUCUCCAGCUCUCUGCCCAAACUCAAGGACCUGCCCGUAGAGGAGGCUUUGAUGGUUAACCUGGGAUCUGAUCGAUUCAUCAGACAGAUGGAUGAUGAAGACACACUAUUACCUAGAAAAUUGCAAGCUGCUCUGGAGCAGGCUCUAGAGAGAAAGAAUGAACUGAUAAAUCAGGAUUCAGAUAGUGAUUCAGAUGAUGAAUGUAACACCCUGAAUGGAUUAGUGUCUGAGGUUUUUAUCCGAUUCUUUGUGGAGACAGUUGGCCAUUAUUCCCUGUUCCUAACCCAGAAUGAAAAAGGAGAGCGUGCCUUCCAAAGGGAGGCUUUCCGUAAAUCUGUGGCCUCCAAGAGUAUCCGCCGCUUCUUGGAAGUUUUCAUGGAAUCCCAAAUGUUCGCUGGCUUCAUCCAGGACAGAGAGCUGAGGAAAUGCAGGGCUAAAGGGCUCUUCGAGCAGAGGGUGGAACAGUACUUGGAGGAGCUCCCGGACACGGAGCAAAGCGGAGUGAACAAGUUCCUGCGAGGUCUCGGUAACAAAAUGAAGUUCCUCCACAAGAAGAACUAGCUCCUUCCUGCUGAAACACCAAAGCCUAUUUAUUGAUGGCACUGUGUGAGACACCUGCGGCGCUGGAGUGCGGAACGGGAGGAGAGGAGCGAGCUGACAGCAGCUCCAGGCCAUGGCCCAUGGAUGCUGUGUCACUGUGCCACGCCACGGCUCCUCCGUGCAUUUGGGUAGAGUUUGUACAUAAUGUGCUGUAAGCUUUUGUAACUGAUUUUGUAAUGAGCGAGAAAACUGUGGUAAAUAUUUGUAUAUUCCUGAGAAUACCAGGUGCUUGUUUUUUGUUUUUUUUUUUUUUCUUUAGUAUGAGUUGAGUUAUGCUUGGUGCAAAAACGAGUAGCUGGUUAUGUGCAGCUGACUGUCUCGGCAGAACCACUGACUUCAAGGGAUGUUUGAUGCCUGAACGCUGCGGGUGAAUGAGCUCGGGUACGUGGGAGAGGUUGUACACACGGGGCCGCUCUCGUGUGGCACAGGCGCUUGUCUGGCUGCUUGUUUCCUUCAAAUGAAUUUUAAAGCAGAAAUAACAAAGUAACUUGAUAAUAAGGUACUUGGUUCACGUGACAGAACCUCCACUUGGUUUGAACUCUGGUCAGUAAACUCCUUAUAACCCAUUCUGCACUAAGACUGCUAAGCCUGGGGGGAUCUCAGCUCUCUGACUUGCAAGCUGCAGCGAGUAGGUACAGUACAGCCUUUCCUAAUGUAUGUAUGUAUGGAUCCUAAUAAACUCUGUAAAUAGA
Molecule: messenger RNA, 4317 nt
Organism: Sturnus vulgaris (Common starling)
Lineage: Eukaryota; Metazoa; Chordata; Aves; Passeriformes; Sturnidae
Gene: DENND2B
Product: DENN domain containing 2B
Biological process (GO): positive regulation of ERK1 and ERK2 cascade
Source: RefSeq, a predicted model, not a curated record